Pseudophryne corroboree (corroboree frog) is the source of this 8074-nucleotide messenger RNA. It is a transcript of the gene SIPA1L1, whose product is annotated as signal induced proliferation associated 1 like 1. Lineage: Eukaryota; Metazoa; Chordata; Amphibia; Anura; Myobatrachidae. Gene Ontology annotation, cellular component: cytoplasm. Bases 717 to 6107 code for a protein of 1796 amino acids. Gene Ontology annotation, biological process: activation of GTPase activity; regulation of small GTPase mediated signal transduction. Gene Ontology annotation, molecular function: protein binding; GTPase activator activity. The record is from RefSeq and is a predicted model, not a curated record. The transcript has 24 exons.
UCUCGCGAGAAUAAGCCGCAGGGGCUCGCAGCUAGCGGGCGGGGAGCAACUUUGUUCUCAACUUGUGCGGUCAGAGAGCGGAGUCUGGGUGGAUCUGGAGAGGCCGCUCGAAGCAUCGGGGCUCGGGGAGCGCCUCGGACUGUGGAGGGAAGGGUGCGGGGCUGAUGGUGGGGCACAGGUCGUGCUGGAUUAAUGUGGGGACCGUGAGUGCGUUCUGCAGGAGGAGCCGCCACACAAGCAAAGAUAGAAACAUGUAAUCAUCCUCGGGAAUACUCUACUGUGCUGAUAAAGCCAUUUCUUCAAGAGGGUGCGAAGCAGGGCCUAGUAAUGGGGAUUCACGCAGACGUUUGCGAUGCUAAACAGAAGCACCGAAUAUCAAAGUAAACAACCAGAAACAUGAUGAUAUAGCAGGUAUAUAUUCCUCGUGGUCACAGGAUCAACGUUAUAAUGUUUCAAAGACAAUCUUCCGUUGGAUAAUCAGCCCUGUCGAAAAGCAAAACAGAAAUGUGUUACAGGAUUAAGUUCCACAUGAGUUAGCAACAAGCCAUUAAACUGUCAUUUUUUUUUAUUGUAAAUAUCUAUUUAUAACUUGGCAGAUCUCAUGAAACCAGUGAAUUCUCUGGAGUAUUUUCUCCAGGAGAAUAUCAUUCUUUCAAAGAAUCAAGAUGGAUGUGUUUUAUUCUGGAAUGUUCUAAAGCUGUGCAUACCUUCAGAACAUGACCAGUUUGAAAAGGUCCCAGACUGAAAGGUCAGUUGCAAGUGGUACUCAAUCGUCAGUACCAGAUGGACCACAGAAGGCUCGUUCUGAUGAUUUUUACAUGAGACGUUUCAGGUCACAGAAUGGAAAUUUAGGUUCUUCUGCCAUGUCUCCCGUUGGACCACCACGCAGUGAGAGCUCUCACCACAUAUCUUCCAUGCCAGGUGUUCCCAAGAUGGGUGUUAGAGCACGUAUUGCGGACUGGCCUCCAAGGAAAGAAAACGUGAAGGAAAUGAGUAGGACCAGCCAGGAUAUUGAAACAACCAGCAUGGACACCAUGUCUGUCAAAAGUAGUCCUGGUAGUCAAGUGAGUACAUCUAGUAUGAAUUCUAAUGAUUCGGCUAUGCUGAAAAGUAUUCAGAACACCCUUAAAAGUAAAACAAGACAGGCUGAAAGCUUAGACUCUAGGUUUCUCUCUCCUGAAGGUUACUCCAGUGCCAGUUCUCCGAGGAAAGUUCAUCGCAGGAUAAGGCAAAGGAGUAACAGUGAUAUUACUAUUAGCGAGUUUGAUAUGGACCAUUUUGAAGAGUGCAUGUCACCCACAUUUAAAACGGGACCAUCACUCCACAGAGAAUAUGGAAGCACAUCCUCAAUAGACAAACAGGGAACAUCUGGGGAAAGUUUCUUUGAUAUUAUAAAAGGAUAUAAAAAUGAGAAAUCUGAUCAUCGAGGACAUGGACCAUUAAGAUUGAGCGAACUACUCCUGAGCAGUGGAAAUAGGGGCUCUGGAUUGUCAUUGGAUGUUAUAGAUGGUCAAAGAGAUGGACACAGGGCAUUCAAAGACAGGGACAAGCCACUAAAACGACGCUCCAAAUCAGAGACUGGAGAUUCUUCCAUUUUCCGGAAGCUUCGAAACGCAAAAGCCGAAGGCGAGCUUGGGAAGGCUUCAGACAUUGAGGACAGUCGUUCCGAUGACAGCAUUAAGCCAUGGACUUGUCCCAAAUGUUUUGCUCAUUACGAUGUUCAGAGUGUUUUGUUUGAUUUGAGUGAAGUUGUUAUCAACCGGCAUAAUGUCAUCAAACGCAGAAACACCACCACCGGAGCUUCCGCAGCUGCAGCUGCGUCUCUAACUGCUGCACCUUUGUCGCACUCUUCCAGUUUCAACUCUCCUACUGGUAGUACUGAAGAUUUAAAUUCGAAGGAGAAUGUGGACCAAGGAGAUGACAAGAGUAACGAUUUAGUAAUGAGUUGUCCGUAUUUCCGCAAUGAAAUGGGCGGUGAAAGUGAAAAGAAAGUCAGCUUGUCCAAGUCAAACUCUGGUUCAUUUUCUGGCUGUGAAAAUUCUUCUUUUGAAUCAACGAUGAGUUCACACUGUGCAAAUGCAGGAUUGGCAGUCCUUGAGGUCCCAAAGGAAAACUUGGUUUUACACAUUGACAGAGCAAAGAGAUACAUUGUAGAACACAUAGAUCUUGGCGCGUACUAUUACCGAAAAUAUUUCUAUCAAAAAGAGCACUGGAAUUACUUUGGGUCUGACGAGAAUCUGGGUCCUUUGGCCGUAAGCAUUCGCAGAGAAAAACUGGAAGAUGCAAAAGAGAAUGGGCCUCAGUACAACUACAGGAUGAUCUUUAGAACCAGCGAGCUGAUGACGUUACGGGGCUCGGUGCUUGAAGAUGCAAUUCCGUCAACUGCAAAGCAUGGGACAGCAAGAGGGCUGCCACUUAAAGAAGUACUUGAGCACAUUGUCCCCGAGCUGAAUGUACAGUGCUUGCGACUGGCCUUCAACACGCCAAAGGUUACGGAGCAGCUUAUGAAACUAGACGAACAAGGGCUAAGCUACCAGCUAAAGGUUGGCAUAAUGUACUGCAAAGCAGGUCAAAGCACAGAGGAGGAAAUGUACAACAAUGAGGCAGCUGGGCCGGCCUUCGAGGAAUUCCUGCAGCUCUUGGGAGAAAGGGUGCGACUUAAAGGAUUCGAAAAAUACAGAGCUCAGCUGGAUACCAAAACCGAUUCUACUGGUACCCAUUCCCUUUACACUACCUAUAAGGAUUACGAGAUCAUGUUCCAUGUCUCUACCAUGCUGCCAUAUACUCCGAACAACAAGCAACAGCUGCUGAGAAAGCGUCACAUCGGAAAUGAUAUUGUGACAAUAGUGUUUCAAGAGCCUGGAGCCCAGGCGUUCAGCCCCAAGAACAUCCGCUCUCAUUUCCAACAUGUCUUCGUGAUUGUAAGAGCUCACAACCCAUGUACGGACUCCGUCUAUUACAGUGUUGCUGUUACAAGAUCAAGAGAUGUACCUGCCUUUGGCCCACCAAUCCCCAAAAGUUUUAACUUUCCUAAAUCUGCAGUGUUCAGGGACUUCCUUUUAGCAAAAGUUAUAAAUGCAGAGAAUGCUGCUCACAAGUCGGAGAAGUUUCGAGCCAUGGCAACGAGGACCCACCAGGAGUACUUGAAAGACCUUGCAGAAAAAAAUGUCACCAACACCUCUAUCGAUUCAUCUGGAAAGUUUCCAUUCAUCUCCCUGGCUUCAAAGAAAAAAGAAAAGGCUAAGCCAUACUCAUGGGCCGAACUGUACAGCACAGGAGCCAUUGUAUGGAGCGUCCAGGUUGAAGAUUUCAGCAAUGCUCUGGAGAUAGAAUGUGUACUCUGCAUCUCAAAUGAGAUACUGGCUCUGAUCGACCAUGAAACCAAAACGGUUAUAUUUAACUGCUCCAGUCGAGAUGUUAUAGGAUGGACAUCGAACAACACAACGGUCAAAAUUUUCUAUGAGAGAGGGGAGUGUGUGUUUAUAAGAAGCUACACCACCAAUACUGAUGAGAUAAAAGAAAUGGUCAAGAGGCUGGAGAUUGUUACAAAAGGAUGUGAGACCGUGGAAAUGACUCUGAGAAGGAACGGUUUGGGACAGCUUGGAUUCCAUGUAAACUAUGAAGGGAUUGUUGCAGAGGUAGAGCCCUACGGCUAUGCUUGGCAGGCCGGCUUAAGACAAGGAAGCCGGCUGGUUGAAAUUUGUAAAGUUGCAGUGGCCACUUUGAGCCACGAGCAGAUGAUUGACCUUCUCAGGACAUCGGUAACAGUUAAAGUUGUCAUCAUCCCACCCCAUGACGAGGGCAUUCCACGCAGAGGUUGCUCAGAGAUAUAUCGCAUGCCUACAGUAGAGUAUAAAAUGAAUGAGGGCAUCCCGUAUGAGCUGAAAUUCCCAUUCAGGAAUAACAACAAAUGGCAAAGGAACGCGGCCAAGGGGGAUACUGCGCAAUUGAGACAAGUUCCCUCUCAGCUCCAGAGUCCGGCCUCAUCGAGAGUCUCUUCUGUUAAAGGAGAUGGAAAAAUACAGACACCAGAACGUACCGCAAACAUUCCAAGGAGUAUUUCCAGUGAUGGGCGUCCCCUGGAGAGCAAGAGGCUGUCUCCAGGUUCAGAGAUGUAUGUCUCUGUUUCGUCUGUCGCUAUGGGCCGAUCUCCGCAAUGCCGUAACUCUCCUAGCAAUAUUUCCGCCUCCAGUGAUACCAUCUCGAGAGGAGGCUCCCACCGCAGGCAGCAAUCUAUGCCUGAAGGGUUCGGAGUUGGCCGCAGAUCACCGGCUUCUAUCGACAGACAAAACACCCAACCGGACAUGUUGGCCGGUGGGAAAUCCACGCCCAGCUGGCAGAGGAGCGAUGAUAAUGUUACUGAUCAAAUAGAGCCGACGUGUCAUCUACCUGCUGUGUCUAAGGUCCAUCCAUCAUACAGAGACAGCCCCACAGGAAGACUCAUCCGACAGGACCCCGUGCUUCAUCUCUCCCCCCACAAACAGGGACAGACUGACAACCAUUAUUCCAGCCACUCCAGCACCAACACUCUCUCCAGUAACGCAUCCAGCGCUCACAGCGAGGAAAAGUGGUAUGAUAGUGGGGAACGGCUGGACUCCGAGAUGAACAGCUACACCUACAUACAAGGAACGUCCUCUGACAGCGGCAUCGACACCACUUCAUACAGCGCCAACCAUGUCAUCUCCGCCGGUCCUGGCGCUUCAGCCACCUCUCCCCGCUCCGGCCCUCCUAGAGAAAAAGUGGCUCCUCUGUGGCACAGCGUCAGCGAUGUGGGGCUAAUAUCUGACAGGACUUGUGACAGGGAGUCUCACGUGUUGGAUGGGAAAAGGGAAUCUCCUGUCGCUAUGGAGAAUCACACGAAAGUCCCUAUAGGUUCUAAGCCAUUGACGAGAGAAAAUAGCGCAUACAGCCUAAGUGACAGCACAUCUCAUACCAGCACCAUGAGCUCUCGGCACUCGGCAAGUCCCAUUGUUUUCACUAGUGCCAGAAGUUCACCCAAAGAAGAGUCUCACUCUGCCACUUCCCCGCAGCUCGUACCUUCUUUCUCCUCUUCUUCCUCCUCCCCUUCUGGUCCUAGGACUUUCUACCCUCGCCAGGGUGCUACCAGCAAGUACCUGAUUGGAUGGAAAAAACCUGAAGGGACUAUAAACUCUGUGGGCUUUAUGGAUUCAAGAAAACUGCACCAGAUUGAUUGUACAGAAAUGCCACCGACAAGGUUGCGGGCGUCAAUUAGGGAUCUUCAGGCAUCUCCGAAGAGGGUAUCUACAGUUCAGGACGAGCUUCAGAAACUCAUUGAUGUGGACAGCCAGCCUGCUGGAUUAGAAAAGCCUUUAAAGUCGUCUUUCCCCACCACGCCAACGAGCAAGCGGUCUUUGCACAGGACACUUUCUGAUGAGAGUAUAUACAGCAGUCAGCGGGAGAUGGUGUUUAUCAAUGCACGCGCUUCACUCCUGGACCAGGCUCUUCCCAAUGACGUCCUCUUCAGUAGCACCUACCCAUCCCUGAAUAAGUCCUUGCAAAUGCGCAGACCAUCAUACACCCUGGGAAUGACGUCAGUACACGGUGAGUUUUCUGCCUCGGACACCUCCCUCACAGACAUCCAUGAUCAAAGAAGGCAGCCUAUGUCUGAUCCUGGUCUUAUGCCCCUACCAGAUGCUGCCUCUGAUCUAGAGUGGUCAAACUUGGUGGAUGCUGCCAAAGCAUUUGAGGUGGACCUACAUCACAGAAGUGGCCUUCACACACUGUGUUCUAGCACUUCACAAAUAGACCAGAGAGCUUCCUUCUUUACCUCUACGGAUGACGAGCAUAGACCUGGAAGUUCAGCUUCAGUCGGUGACCAGUUAGAAGGCCAAGCCACUUCUCAAUCCAGUACUUACUACGGGAAAGAGUCUCCCACCUCACUUGCAUCAAAAGUGGAACAGCUGGAGAGCAUGUUGAAAAUGCUGCAGUAUGACCUUAAAAAGGAAAAGGAAGACAAAGCAAAUCUUCAGGCAGAAAUCCAGCUCUUACGAGAAGACAACAUGCGGUUGCAAGAGGAAUCCCAGAGUGCCUCAGCCAAGUUGAAGAAGUUCACCGAAUGGGUGUUCAACACUAUAGACAUGAAUUAGGUGAUGAUAUAGGCUGUACAGAACAGAAUAUAAGACUUUGUGUGUCCAGUCAGGUGUGUACCGUAGACUUUUGGGGUAUGACUGCACCAGGAUCCAUAUGUACAAAUAAACAAGUCACAUUGUUCUCAAUCUCCCCAUUUUUUAUUUUUUUUUACCUGCUUGCAUGUUCUGAGCAAAGUAUCACUGUAAUCACUGCCUACGUUCCAGGGAUAACACAAAAUAAUACAUGUAACAACUGAAAUGUGAGUAUUUCAUUAGUAAAUGUACAGUUUUGGAAGCAAAAAGUUUGCCAAACCUGGUCACUUUUUGGGCAAUAAUCCCUGAACAAGAAACGUAUUAUUAUUAUUAUUAUUGCCAUAAAACAUAUUUACCAAUUUUAUUGAAUAGGUUCUGUUUCAUUUGCAAACGUGUAUAAUAAAAUCAAUGUACUGUAAGCCAUUCACUAACAUGUACUGUAAGCUGCAAGGUACAGCUUCUAUAAUGUGUUGCUUGGUAACCAGUAAACAAUGGAAUCAGUGGUUCUUCUGUAGUUUGUGUACACUACAGUCAUUUAUCAUCAGAAGGCUCAUUUUGUGCUUUCCUAUCCCUGACUAUUAGAGAUAAUUAGUUUUUUUUUGAUACAGCAAUAAUCCACCAGUUCACUGAUAACACAUAGGUACAGAAGCGUAAAUGUUGAUUAAUCGCUUCCAUAUUGUUCAUUGUUAUAUACAUAACACACAUCCCAGUUUGCAUUGCAUAAGGUCCUGUGCUAGUUUCUUGCACUUUGUUUCAGUAUGUGGGGGAGGACUAGCUUGAUUGCUGUUUCUGGUAUGUCAGUGAUCUCUAUAACAUUCCAUGCCCUGCACAACUUAAUCACAGCCUGUUUAAUCAUCAGACAAGAUGUUUCUGUAAAAUUAUUUCUGACCUUGAAAGACCCUCAGUGAAUUAAAUUCUGCUUUCUCUGAUGUUCAUAUAAAAAAUGUAAAGCAAAACAGUUUUUGGUUUUUAAGGAAGUUAGAAGCGCACUAACGUGUUUGCGUAUUUUGACAAGUUUUUAAAUUUUAAGCUAGUUAGAAGCACACAACACAGCAUUUGUAGAACACAAAACACAGUUUGGGAUUCUGUGUGCAGUAAGCUUGUAUAAAGUAUUCCCAGUUGCAUAUAGAUGCAUAGUUUAAGCUGUAUUUUAAGAAUGUGUUGCUAUGGAACCGGCAAUAGCCAUAUUGGGUUCUAUGGUACUAAAGAAAUGAGAAAAAAGAGAGAGAGAGGAAAAAAAAAAAGUCAUUUUGGCCUAAAUAUUUCAGCAAUAUAUAUUGUAAGGAUGGAAAAAAACUGUUCCAUAUUCCACCCAGCAACCACAGUUUUAUGUGCCGUGCUUCACAAUAAAAUAUACAUAUUCUCAAAAUGAACAGUUAUAUCAAAAUUUUUAAACCAAACCCUAUAUUUGCUACCAGAUUCUAUCUAGGCAGAGAGAUUUAUAUUUUGUAAGGAAAUGUAAUUUGUUCUCUGGAAAAAGUAUUGCUUGCAACGCUUCAUUAGUAAUGUUUGUGACACAUUGAAGCAUUUUUCUUUUGCAAUGUUUAAAAAUUUGCUAUUUUUGCUUCAUCUUUUGUGUUUAGUAGUUUAAAAAGGCUUGUACAGAAAUAUAUUUCACCCACAUGACAAGAAACUUGCAGUUUAAUUAUUUACCCUGCCAAAGUCUUUUGGUGAAAUUUUAUAAUGGCGAUCUAAGUGUUUUGAGUGUCCUUAUUUUUUUUUUUUUUUAAAGACUGUAUGAAGGAGAUUUAUAUAAUAAUGCCUGAUGUAACUUGUAAAUUGAAUUUUUUGCUAACCUCUCGAUUGUUUGGAAAUCUUGUUUUGAUUUCUCCUCUUUGGAAAGGGAGGUGCUUGAGGCGGGCUAUUUAUUAUAAUUUUGCAACAAAGUUAUUGUAUCUGAGGUUGCAGAGAAGACUUGUAAAAUCAUGACAAUAAAACUGUUUUUAAAAGAG